Messenger RNA from Aspergillus puulaauensis, 1587 nucleotides. RefSeq names its product hexadecenal dehydrogenase. Lineage: Eukaryota; Fungi; Ascomycota; Eurotiomycetes; Eurotiales; Aspergillaceae. The record is from RefSeq and is a predicted model, not a curated record. The transcript is spliced from 5 exons. Gene Ontology annotation, molecular function: aldehyde dehydrogenase (NAD+) activity. Gene Ontology annotation, biological process: aldehyde metabolic process. Gene Ontology annotation, cellular component: cytoplasm. The coding region runs from base 1 to 1587 and encodes 528 amino acids.
AUGGGUGCCACCGACAUCCCCGAGCUCCAGUACACUCCGAUCGACGAGAUCCAGGAACGGGUCGCUCGCGUGAAGAAGACAUUUUUGGAGCACAAGACCAGAGACGUCGAGUUUAGGCUUGUCCAGCUUCGAAAGCUCUACUGGGCCAUCAAGGACCACGAGCAGCAAAUCAUUGAAGCCCUCCGCCUCGACCUCCGAAAGCCCCGGUUCGAGUCAGAAGUCGGUGAAAGCGUUUGGUUGGAAAAUGACAUCGUUUUCAUCUCGAAGAACCUUCACAAAUGGGUGAAGGAUGAGAAGGCCGAUGAUAUUGAUCUCACCUUCAAGUUCAUGAACCCCAAGAUCCGCAAGGACCCUCUUGGUACCGUUCUGGUGAUUGGUGCCUUCAACUUCCCCUUCCAGUUGACUCUUGGUCCUGUCCUCGGUGCCAUCGCCGCCGGAAACACUGUCGUGAUAAAGCCGAGUGAGAAUGCCCCCAGGAGCGCCGUCGUCAUGCAGAAGAUUAUCGAGUCCUCGCUCGACCCAUCCUGCUACGCCUUCGUCCAGGGUGCCGUCCCCGAAACUCAGGCUCUGCUCUCAGAGCGAUGGGAUAAGAUCUUCUUCACCGGUGGUGCCUCCGUUGGUCGUAUCAUCGCAAAGGCAGCUGCUCCCCACUUGACCCCCGUGGUACUGGAGUUGGGUGGUAUCAACCCUGCCAUUGUCACCAAGUCUGCAAACCCUAGGCUAGUCGCCCGAAGAAUGCUCUGGGGCAAGCUUAUGAAUGCUGGUCAGGUUUGCACGUCUCAGAACUACUUACUCGUUGACAGGAGUCUCGUACCCGCUGUGGUCGAUGAGUUCAAGAAGGCGUACAAGGAAUUCUAUCCUCGCGGAGCCAAGGCCUCCCCAGAUUACUCUCGCAUUGUCAACGAGGGCGCCUUCCACCGCCUGAAGGGGAUGAUUGAUAACUCUCAGGGCAAGAUCCUUAUGGGUGGCACCAUGGACGAGAAGGAUCUCUUCAUUGAGCCUACUGUUGUCCAGGUUGAGUCUCCCGACGACUCCAUGCUCGUCCAAGAGAGCUUCGGUCCUCUCAUCCCCAUUCUUCCCGUUGACAACCUUGACGAGGCCGUCAACAUUGCAAACAACAUCCAAAGCACACCCCUAGGUCUCUACCCGUUCGGAUCCAAGGCCGACACCGAGAAGAUCCUUUCUAAGACCCGCUCCGGUGGUGUCUCCGUCAACGACGCUGCUCUGCACAUCCCCACCCUUCCAUUCGGUGGUGUCGGUGAAAGUGGCUACGGUGCGUACCGUGGCCGCACCAGCUUUGAUGUCUUUGUGCACCGUCGCACAAUCACAAGCAGCCCCGGCUGGCUCGAGUCUAUUUUGGCUAUCCGGUACCCGCCGUAUGCCGGAAAGCUGAACAAGUUCAAGGCCGCCAGUGUUCAGGCUCCUGACUUCGACCGCUCCGGCCGUAAGAUCCGCUUCGGCUUGCUUCGUUUCAUCCUCACACUCGGCGGAGGAUCAGCUAAAGCCGGCGCUAGCCGUGCUGCUGUUGUUGCUGCUGUGGCCUAUCUCGUCAUGAAGAUUCUCGAACACCGGAGCUCAAAGCUCUGA